AUGGCUCAAAACACAAUCCGGCGAGCUCUCGGCGCAGUGAAAGACCAAACAAGCAUAAGCCUUGCAAAAGUAGGUAACAGUGCAUCCCUCUCCGACCUCGACGUUGCCAUUGUCAAAGCCACCCGCCACGAUGACUACCCUGCCGAAGAACGCUACAUCCGUGAGAUCCUCAGCCUCACCAGCUACUCCCGUGCAUUCAUCUCUUCCUGUGUUUCCACUCUCUCUCGUCGCCUCUCCAAGACCCGUAGCUGGACCGUUGCCCUUAAAACCCUAAUCCUUAUCCACCGUGUCCUUGUUGAAGGUGACCCUGCAUACGAGCAAGAGAUCUUCUUUUCCACUCGCCGUGGGACACGCAUGUUUAACCUAUCUGACUUCAGGGAUCAGUCCAGGGCUGAUGGAUGGGAUUUCUCUACUUUUGUUAGAGCUUAUGCGAGGUAUCUUGAUGAGAGGCUUGAGUAUAGGAUGCAUGGGAGAAGGCAGCAGAGGAGGAGUAGGGCGGCUAGUUUGUCUGAGGACGAGGAUGCAGUGGCCGUGAUGACGACGGUGGCUACCAGAGCUACUCCGGUGAGGGAAAUGAAGACGGAUAGGAUCUUUGUCAAGAUGCAGCACUUGUUGCAGCUCUUGGAGCGAUUCCUCGCUUGUCGUCCUACAGGGGCAGCUAGGAACAAUAGGAUAGUAGCAAUGGCAUUGCAACCUUUGAUCAGAGAGAGCCACCAAACAUACUAUGAAAUCCAUGAAAUUAUGAACAUUUUCAUUGAUCGAUUCAUGGAAAUGGAGAUUGCUGACUGUGUCUGUGUUCAUGCCAUAUUCACUCGCCUAUCUAAACAGUUACAAGACCUCUCCUCCUUCUACAAUUGGUGCAAAUCCUCAUCGGUUUCACGUACCUAUGACUUUCCCUUCAUCCACAGCAUCCCCUCAGAUAAACUAGAGCUCAUGGAUGAACUCAUCCGCCACCGUACCAAUCUCACCACCCAUCAAAAUGUACAAGAUCCUGACCUGCAGCUUGAGAUCAACUAUGAUAUUAAUCACAACGUUCCUACGUUACCUCCACCUCCAGAUACAGAUACACAGUCCAAUGAUGAGCAACAUGAAAAAGAUGAUGAGCUUGCCCUGGCACUGGCAUUGUUUAAUGGAAGUAUGGAGUGGCAGGAGUUCAAGGGUGAAGAUGAGGGUGAUGACUGGGAGACGGCACUGGUGCAGUCUGCUGGCGUCUUAUCGAGUCGAAUGCCGAAGCUUGGUGGUAAUUUAGAUAUGCUUCUGUUGGAUGGAUUGUAUCAACAAUCUGAUCAGCAGAUGAUGAUGAAUAGAUUGGUGGUUGAUGGGAGUGCUAGUAGUGUUGCAUUGCCUGUGGCAGCGCCGGCAAUACUUGCAUUGCCGGCUCUGCCAGGAGCUGUUGGAGGGGACGGGGAUCCAUUUGUGGCAUCGCAAGCUGUGCCACCACCGUCAUAUGUGCAGAUGUCGGAGAUGGAAAGGAAGCAGAUGUUCAUGUUGGAGGAGCAGAGAGCCUGGGAACAGUAUGCUAGGGAUGGAAUGCAGGGUAAAUUAGGGUUUGUGAAGUUACAGUCUAAUUAUAGUACUCCUUCACAGCAACAGUACAGAGGUGGUGGUGGAUUUUGA
This is a messenger RNA of Dioscorea cayenensis subsp. rotundata (Guinea yam), 1617 nucleotides long. Its product is annotated as putative clathrin assembly protein At1g03050. Lineage: Eukaryota; Viridiplantae; Streptophyta; Magnoliopsida; Dioscoreales; Dioscoreaceae. Gene Ontology annotation, cellular component: clathrin-coated pit; clathrin-coated vesicle. Gene Ontology annotation, biological process: clathrin coat assembly; vesicle budding from membrane; clathrin-dependent endocytosis. The record is from RefSeq and is a predicted model, not a curated record. Gene Ontology annotation, molecular function: SNARE binding; 1-phosphatidylinositol binding; phosphatidylinositol-4,5-bisphosphate binding.